AAGAGGGGGCCGCACGCAGCCCAGCCAUGGGGGACCCCUUCAUUCGCCACAUCGCCCUCCUGGGCUUCGAGAAGCGCUACGUCCCCAGCCAGCACUACGUCUACAUGUUCCUGGUGAAAUGGCAGGACCUGUCUGAGAAGAUGGUCUACCGGCGUUUCACUGAGAUCUACGAAUUCCAUAAAAUCUUAAAGGAGAUGUUUCCUAUCGAGGCAGGGGACAUCAACUCAGAGAACAGGAUCAUCCCCCACCUGCCAGCCCCGCGGUGGUUUGAUGGGCAGCGGGUGGCCGAGAGCCGCCAGGGCACCCUCACCGAGUACUGCAACUCACUCAUGAACCUGCCUGUCAAGAUCUCCCGCUGCCCCCACCUCCUCAACUUCUUCAAGGUGCGCCCUGACGACCUCAAGCUCCCCACGGACAGCCAGGUGAAAAAGCCAGAGACAUACCUGAUGGCCAGAGAUGGCAAGAGUAAUGCUGCAGACAUCACGGGCCCCAUCAUCCUGCAGACGUACCGCGCUAUCGCUGACUAUGAGAAGAGCUCAGGCUCCGAGAUGGCUCUGGCCACAGGCGACGUGGUGGAUGUCGUGGAGAAGAGCCAGAGUGGCUGGUGGUUCUGCCAAAUGAAGACAAAGCGCGGCUGGGUCCCGGCGUCCUACUUGGAGCCCCUGGACAGUCCCGAUGAGGCAGAAGACCCAGAACCCAACUAUGAAGGUGAGCCCUACAUCACCAUCGAAGCCUACACUGCCCUAUUGGAGGAUGAGAUAUCUUUGGAGCAGGGCGAAACCAUCGAGGUCAUUCAUAAGCUCCUGGAUGGCUGGUGGGUCAUCAGGAAAGAAGAUGUCACAGGUUACUUCCCAUCCAUGUACCUGCAACAGGCAGGGCAGGACACAGACCAGGCCCAAAGCCGGAUCAAGAGGGGAGCGCCGCCCCGCAGGUCGUCCAUCCGCAACGCGCACAGCAUCCACCAGCAGUCACGGAAGCGCCUCAGCCAGGACACCUAUCGGCGCAACAGUGUCCGUUUUUUGCAGCAGCGCCCCCGCGGGGCGCGGCCGGGGCCCCGGAGCCCAGGGAGCGUGCUGAAGGAGGAGGAAUCGCUCAAGACUGAGCGCCCCAAGCCGCAGCCGGCCGUGCCCCCGAGGCCCAGCGCAGACCUCAUCCUGCACCGCUGCAGCGAGAGCACCAAGCGGAAGCUGGCCUCCGCCGUCUGAGGCCGCCCCCACAUGACGCUCUUCCCACCUCCAGCCCCUAUCCCUGUAUAUACAUGUAUAGAGCCUGAGGUUUGGCGGCAGAAGGCAGCCCUUGGC
Globicephala melas (long-finned pilot whale) is the source of this 1301-nucleotide messenger RNA. It is a transcript of the gene NCF1, whose product is annotated as neutrophil cytosolic factor 1. Gene Ontology annotation, molecular function: phosphatidylinositol binding; protein binding; superoxide-generating NADPH oxidase activator activity. Gene Ontology annotation, biological process: respiratory burst; superoxide anion generation. Gene Ontology annotation, cellular component: NADPH oxidase complex; cytoplasm. The record is from RefSeq and is a predicted model, not a curated record. NCBI's taxonomy places the organism in Eukaryota, Metazoa, Chordata, Mammalia, Artiodactyla, Delphinidae.